GUGUCGGGGGAAUCCCAUUCGUGGCGUAAUCCUGACAGCUGCUUCGACAGCAACGAUGUCAAACAAGAUUUUAGUACGGCUUUGACGGCAAACCGUUCGCACACGAUCUGCUGGCGGCGGAACGCGCUACACAAUAGUCAGUGUACACGUAGCCGGCGGCGAAGGAAAGUGACGCCUAGUAGCAGUAGUGCUUGGUGGCGGCAAGCCCUUAUCACCGGUGCCAUCUUCCUACUGGCGUUGCUGCCAGUGACAUUCGCGGGAACUCCCAAGUACGAAACGGCAUACGCUUGCGAGGGCAAAACGCUCAUGAUUGAGUGUGAACCGGGAGAUUUGAUCAAUCUAAUCCGCGCGAACUACGGCCGAUUCUCGAUCACCAUAUGCAAUGAUCACGGUAAUGUGGACUGGAGCGUCAACUGUAUGUCGCCGAAAAGCUUGCGGGUGUUGCACUCUAAAUGCGCACAAAAGCAGAACUGUUCCGUGCUUGCCUCGACCAGCAUGUUCGGCGAUCCGUGUCCCGGUACGCACAAGUAUCUUGAGGCACACUAUCAGUGCGUGUCGGCGGCGCAAUCCUCCACCACCACGAAUCGACCGAGUCCACCGUGGCUUAAAACAUCGCAGCCGAUCGUUUGGAGUACCUCGACUGUGCGGAGCCCGGUAUUGAGUCGGCUCAAUCUAACCACCGAUCUAGGGGGAGGAGAGGUUGCGGUAGUGGCUGCCGUCACUCCAGCCCUAUCAACGCCGCCAGCAACGAUACGACCGGCGGGAGGAGGAAGCACCGGUACCAAAACCAGUCAAUCACCGACCACGUUCCGCAACAAGGGUUUCGAAAAUAAGAGCGUCAACGAUGAUCUUGCCAUCAUUAAGACAAUUGCUGAUCGAAAGAAAGGAACCGGCUCGGUUGAUUCGCCAGGUCCAAGGGCACCGUCCGGUGGGACAGAAGAUGACAGAACCGCUUCGGCGGGUGGUGGAAACGCAAAAGAGGAAGAGGAAGACGAUGGUGCGGAUUUGUUUCCCACCCAAACUGCAGUAUUAUCAGGCGCUGCGGCACCACCGGGCGUUGUCGUGCGGAAGGAUCCGAUCGGUACGAGCGUCAAUGGUGGUGGUAACGUUCACAUCGACAUCAGCCAUGCGUGCGGACCAAGUACGGCACGUAACCUGUUCUGGAAUGUGACGCGCGUUGGUGAAGUGAAUGUACAACCCUGUCCGGGCGGUGCUACCGGUAUUGCCAAGUGGCGAUGUGUUGCAAUUGCUUCGCUAACUCCCGAGCAGCGCGUCCAUCUGCAGCAGGAACAUCAGCAGAUGCUGCAGAUACAGGCAGCACAGCAACAGCCGUCCGGUGGCAAUGGCGGCAGCUCUGGAGUACAGUCGCCGGACGAUAGCGGUAGUGGUGGCAAAGGUGAUAUUAGUUUUAGUAGCAACAGUGUUGCCCUUAGCGAUAAGCAAUCGAUGGUCGGUGCCGCUACCUGGUACGCGUACCGACCCGACCUAACGCAGUGUCGUAGUCUGUGGCUGAACAAUCUAGAGGUGCGUGUACAGCAGCCCGAAUCAUCGCUCAUCUCAAUUGCGAACGAUCUGGCACAGGUGACGAGCAGCAAAACGUUGUACGGCGGGGACAUGCUCGUCGCUACCAAGAUUAUACAGACAAUGUCUCAGAAGAUGCAUUACGAUAUCGAGACAAUACCGGAUCAGCGGCAACGUGAAGCGCUGGUUUCGGAACUGCUGAACAGUGUCGUUAAGACCGGCAGCAAUCUGCUCGAUCAAUCACAACACGCCAGCUGGUUGGAUUUGAGCGUAGAGGAUCAGAUGCGUGUCGCAACUUCACUACUGACUGGGCUGGAGGACAAUGCGUUCCUGCUCGCCGAUACAAUUCUGCGUGAAAAGCACGUUGUGCAGAAGGUGAAGAACAUUCUGCUCUCGAUACGCGUGCUCGAGACGCGCAACUUUGCCAAGAGUACGGAGCUGUUUCCUGACUCUUCCACUGAACGGUGGCAGGUCAGCAAUGAUCAGAUCGAGCUACCGAAGGCGGCGUUGAUCGAAAACAGUGAGGGUGGUUUGGUACGGAUCGUGUUUGUAGCAUUUGAUCGGCUGGAACAAAUACUGCGGCCACAGUUUAGCAAUAUUCAGCAGCAACAACAGCAUGCGGGCGGUGCCGGCGCAUCGUCUGUUCGGGCUGAACCAAGUCAGCUUCAUCAUCUCGACACGGAAGGUGUCGCCUCGACCAACGUUGCCGGACUGGGCACUGGCAACGGUGAUCGUUUGGGAGUGAACGAUGGCAGCACCAUUGGAUCGUCCGCUGUGGGAGGUACGGGAACGCGUACUGAUUCAGCAUCGCAGUCCGAGACGAUUACGCCACGUUUGCGAUUGCUCAACAGUAAAGUCAUAUCCGCCAGUCUUGGCAAAGGUCGGCACAUUCAACUUUCGCAACCGAUUCGCAUGAUACUUCGUCAUCUGCGCACCAAGAACGUAUCUAAUCCAACGUGUGUGUUCUGGAACUACAUCGACCAUGCGUGGUCUGAAGAUGGUUGUCACGUGGAGCACACGAACAGUACACAUACAGUGUGUAUGUGUAACCAUUUAACGAAUUUCGCUCUGUUGGUGGAUGCAGUAGACGACGAAACGCAGCUGUCCCUGUUAUCAAAUCUGGACGAUAGUUUACUGCUUUACAUUGGCAUAGCGGUACUGGUCGUUGUGGUCGUUGUGGCACUAUUCGCACGCAAACUAUGCCACGGAGCGGUGCUCGCUAAGCUGCGCAACGGUGGUCCAGAAGCUAAUGCGGGCGGUCUGCGUGGUGGUGCGAUUGAUCGUGAUCCUGCUGGAUUGUCGAUUUCCGCACAUCAUGGCACCGUUGCAGGACGAUUGCAUCAUCAUCAUGGCGUGAGCAACAAUGCGGGUGUAGACUUGCAUCACCCGACCGUUGCUACGGCGGGCCAUCACCAUCAUCACAUGGUGCAUCAUCAUCUUCCACCGCCCGGUACCGGUCAUCAUCUGCUAGUAGCGGAUGAUUUCCACCAUCAACAGCAGCAACACCCGACGAACAAUCUGCACAAUCAUCAUCCGAACAAUUUGGGCAGCAAUCAUCACGCAAACAGCAACAACCUGGUGACGACCACCUUCAACAAUCUGAACGGUGGCGGCGGCAUCGGUGGUCCGGGCAACUGUUCCCCAUCGCCACCGGGCAGCGGAUACGAGCAUCACCAUCCGGCGCAUCAUCUCGCGCGGCUGAACAACAAUGUAAAUGUUAAUUUUAAUAGCAAUAAUAAUAGUAGCAUUAGUAGUAGUAGCAAUAGCAAUACUAAUAACAGUGUCCUGCUCACUAGUAGUAGUGGCAAGGGCGGUGACGAUGUGCUAGUGAAACCCUUUCCAUCCUAUCGAACCAAUAAUAAUCAAAUCAAUCUAUUACGCGCAGCCAAUCAUCACGCACAACAACAACAGCAGCAGCAGCACCACCAGCAGCAGCAACAGCAGCAGCACCGGCAGCACCAACAAUCUGCACCAUCAGCCAACGCACCAUCUGCAGCAGUCCUCCUUCAGCAGCAACAGCACCACCACCGCCACCACCACCACCAAUCGCAAGCUGCCGCAACCGCCGCUGGUGCCAUCCUCCUACAAGGGCUCGGCAGUGAUGGCAGCCCAUCAUCACCAUCAGCAUCAUCUCUAAUCGCGUCCACCUCGCUGAUAACGACAACGCACGCACCGGUCCCGGCUAGCUCGCAGAAGAUUUCACCGAUGGGGAAAGGAAGUGGUGGUGGUGGUGGUGGUGGAAGCCUGGAUAGUAGCGGAAGUGAUCAUAGCAGUGGGAGUACUACGGCCGCCGAGAUGGUCGCAUACAAUCUGAGCGGUGAGGUCGGCGAUGUUGGUAUCGGUACGGGUGUCAGCAAUGGAGAUUCCCCUGGGCACCAUCUACAUCUGCACCACCAUCAGGGCAGUAUCGGGAGCAGUGCGUCCUCGGGAUUGCUAGUAGUUGCUGCGGGCGGUAAUGCGGGUGGUAGUGUGAGUGCUGGCACGGUCGGUACGAUCACUUCGUCCGCUUCGUCGAACGCCAGUGCUAGUGUGCCACUGCUCCAUCACCACCACCAUCAUCAUCUGCAUCACCACCUGCAUCAGCAUCUGCAUCCUGGGGGUGCUGCAACAUCUGCUUCCGAACUCAACGCCGUACCCAUCCCGAGCAAACGGAAUCUCUGA
This is a messenger RNA of Anopheles maculipalpis, 4182 nucleotides long. RefSeq names its product latrophilin Cirl (gene Cirl). The record is from RefSeq and is a predicted model, not a curated record. The transcript has a single exon. Gene Ontology annotation, molecular function: G protein-coupled receptor activity; carbohydrate binding. Bases 307 to 4182 code for a protein of 1291 amino acids. Gene Ontology annotation, cellular component: membrane. NCBI's taxonomy places the organism in Eukaryota, Metazoa, Arthropoda, Insecta, Diptera, Culicidae.